CAGAAGGUGGCAGUCAUUUGAGCUGUGCUUUCGUCCCAGCUGUGCUGAAGCUGGGCUUGAUGUUGCAAUCUCUUGCAGGUGGGAGACGUGGUGUGUGUCAUUGACAUGCCACCAAAGGAGCUGUCCAUCUGGUGGAGAGGCAAGCAUGGGUUUCAGGUUGGGUUCUUCCCGAGUGAGUGUGUGGAACUGAUUAAGAACAAAGUUCCGCAGUCCCUCAUCGAUUCAGUGCCAAAGCCAGUGUCAAAGAAAGGGGGCAAGAUCAUGACCUUCCUUCGUUCGCUCGUGAAGGCCCGCCCAAAGAAAGCAAAGCAGCAGGAGACGGUGAAGGAAAGGGUGUUUGGGUGUGAGCUGGGCGAGCAUCUUCUCCACUCUGGCCACGACGUCCCCCAGGUCCUCAGGAGCUGCGCGGAAUUCAUUGAGCAGCACGGCGUGGUGCGGGGGAUAUACCGCCUGUCUGGCGUCGCCUCCAGGAUCCAGAAGCUGCGCCAGGAAUUCGAGUCUGAGCAGGUUCCUGAGCUAACGGACGUCCGCGACGUUCACAGCGUGAGCUCCCUCUGCAAAAUGUACUUCAGGGAGCUCCCGAGCCCUCUGCUGAGCGAGCAUCUGUAUGAGAAGUUCUCGGAGGCCGUUUCUGCCGCUACGGAUGAGGAGCGGCUGGUGAGCAUGCGGGACGUCCUCCAGCAGCUGCCCCCGCCUCAUUACAGGACCCUGGAGUACCUGAUGAGACACUUAGCUUGUCUGGCUGGGAGCUCCUCCGUCACAAAUAUGCACGCUAAGAACUUAGCGAUUGUGUGGGCUCCAAACCUCUUAAGAUCACCGCAGAGCGAGUCUGUGUGCGUCAGCGGAGGAGCUGCCUUCAUGGAAGUGCAGACGCAGUCGGCCGUGGUGGAGUUCAUCCUGACCCACACGGACGUCCUGUUCGGCUCCAGCUCCGCAUCAGACGUCGGAGAUGGAGCAGGGCACAGUUCUUUCUCAGGGCCCAAGUCUGCGGGGGUGUCUUCUCCUUCCACCAAGCUGCUCACACUGGAGGAGGCACAGGCACGGGCACGAGGCCACAGCGGCUCUCCCGUCAUGGCAGAGAGCAGGGAGAUUGAAGUGGAAGAAGGCCCCGCAGCUUUACAGGGGCAAUUCCACACAGUCAUCGACUUUCCACCCAAAAGCAAAAGUCCACCCAGAGAAAUGGAGAACUCAGCAGCUGGCUCUUGGUGUUCCUGCUUCAGCCUGGGAAAACCAUCCUCUGCGGCCAAGCGCAAACUGCGUCGCGAUCCCAGGGAGCCCUCAGAAACAGGAGUCACAGUCCUGGCAGGUGAAUGGAGCCCUUCUCAACCCGGAAGAGCCAGAGCGAGUAGUGGUGUACUGUGUGCUGCCAUCAGUGGAGAGCUGUCAGGGAGCAUGAAUGGCUGCUGUUCGGAUGACAGCCUUCCACUUGAGAACAGUGAUGGGGACAAGGAGGUCAUCCAAGUUUGUGCCCUCAUUUCUCCCGGCUCUGCUGAAGACGUUGUCCGGAGCGUGCCAGAGGAGACAGUCACUAGGUUGGAGUGUGACCCAGCGUCUUCCCAGUGUAGCCCACCCCAUGCAGAGUCCGAGUGCUCCGAGAGCAGCACCUCUGUGCAGGAGCAGGACAGCGUCCGUGAGGAGAAGCAGAGCCUCAUUGAGGAGGACGUAGAAGCAGGCAGCCGGACCCAGAAACCGGGCAGCACCACGAGCUCCGAGCCAGCCUCUCCGUGACGAGAGAAGACGAGU
This is a messenger RNA of Numida meleagris (helmeted guineafowl), 1743 nucleotides long. Its product is annotated as rho GTPase-activating protein 32-like. The coding region runs from base 106 to 1728 and encodes 540 amino acids. Gene Ontology annotation, cellular component: Golgi apparatus; actin cytoskeleton; nucleoplasm. Gene Ontology annotation, biological process: small GTPase-mediated signal transduction. The record is from RefSeq and is a predicted model, not a curated record. Gene Ontology annotation, molecular function: protein binding; GTPase activator activity. NCBI's taxonomy places the organism in Eukaryota, Metazoa, Chordata, Aves, Galliformes, Numididae. The transcript is spliced from 11 exons.